Messenger RNA from Lathyrus sativus (Indian pea), 1416 nucleotides. NCBI's taxonomy places the organism in Eukaryota, Viridiplantae, Streptophyta, Magnoliopsida, Fabales, Fabaceae. The record is from the annotation of a GenBank genome assembly.
AUGGACAAAUUCUAUGAAGAGCCGGUUAGUCCUCAUGGACAAUACUUCAACAGCUCUGUGAUCUGUUCAUAUAUCUUUGGCUUUCUAGAACUUGCUAUUUCAUCUGAUGACUCACUAGCUAUCCCUUUGAUCAAAGAUGUCUUCCUCCCUGUCAAUCCACGUUUCUCCUCUAUUAUGGUUAAAGACAAAGAUGGUAAGAUGAGAUGGAAAAAGGUUGAAGUGAAGCCUGAAGAGCAUGUCAAGAUUCCAAGUUUUCCUGAAACCACAAAUUCAUCACCAAUUGAGUUCUAUGACGAUUAUCUUAGUGACUACGUAACAAGUAUUCUAACCGAAAGAACACCACAAGAUAAACCACUUUGGGAAAUUCAUGUGAUAAAUUAUCCAACAACAAGUGCUGCUAGCACCAUAAUAUUUAAACUUCAUCAUGCACUUGGUGAUGGUUACUCUCUCAUGGCUGCUCUUCUUUCUUGUCUUCAAAGAGCUGAUGAUCCUUCUCUUCCUCUCUCUUUUCCUUCACGGCCACAAGUGGAUUCAAAAUAUGAAGAUACAAACUUAUUUAAGAAGCUGUGUUUUGGUGUAAGCUCCUUUUUUAGCUCCAUAUCAGAUUUUGGAUCAAGCAUAAUUAAGACAAGAAUGAUUCCAGAUGACAUAACACCUUUAAGAUCAGGAUACGAAGGAAUUGAGUGUCAGCCAUUUAUCUUGUCAAACAUAUCAUUUUCCCUUGAUCAAAUCAAAGAAAUCAAAUCAAAACUUGAAGUGACAAUAAACGACGUGAUUUGUGGGAUGAUCUUCUAUGGACUUAGGCUAUACAUGGAAGAGAUGAAUGAGAAGACAAAGAGAGCAAAUUCCACGGCAAUUGUAAUGCUAAACACAAGAAAUAUUGGAGGUUAUCAAUCAUUGAAGGAAAUGCAAAAACCAGAGAAUAAAGGUCUUUGGGGGAAUAAACUAUCUUUCUUACAAAUACCAAUACCAAAGCUAAAUCAAUCAGGAAUUUCCAACCCUCUUGAGUUUGUUUGGGAAGCUCGUGAAGUAAUAAAGAGGAAGAAAAGUUCUUUCAGUGUUUAUCUCAUAGGUUUACUCAUGGAUUUGGAGAUGAAAUUAAGAGGACCUGAGGCAGUCUCUAAAAUAGUUUAUGACACUAUUGGGAACACGAGUGUUAUUAUCUCAAACAUGGUAGGGCCAAUGGAGAAAAUGACUUUGGCAAAUCAUCCGGUAAACGGAUUGUAUUUCACCGUGACCGGUGGACCUCCGGAAAUAAACAUUACAAUUAUGAGCUACGUGAAAAUGUUAAGAGUGACCAUGAUUACUCUAAAGGGUUUUAUAGAUGAACAGAAACUAAAGUUCUGCAUGGAGAAAGCAUUUGAUGUCAUAUUUAAAGCAUCUAUGGAGAUCUCUGAGAUAUCUACCAAAGAUUAA